This is a messenger RNA of Syzygium oleosum, 850 nucleotides long. Its product is annotated as 17.3 kDa class I heat shock protein-like. The coding region runs from base 84 to 566 and encodes 160 amino acids. NCBI's taxonomy places the organism in Eukaryota, Viridiplantae, Streptophyta, Magnoliopsida, Myrtales, Myrtaceae. The transcript has 2 exons. The record is from RefSeq and is a predicted model, not a curated record. Gene Ontology annotation, biological process: protein complex oligomerization; protein folding; response to hydrogen peroxide.
CCUCUCGACUUAGUGUUCAACACAGCAUACAGCUACAUACUUGGCUUGCUUCCCCACAUCACAACCGCCUCCGAUCCUACAUCAUGUCGACGCUUCCCUCCGAUUUCUUUGAUCAUCCCUUUACAGGUCUGAUCGCUUAUAACUCACCAUCAGACCCCCAACCCCAAGUGGACUGGAAGGAAACUCCCGACGCGCACGUCUUCCUCGUGGAUCUUCCCGGCUUCUCCAAGGAGGACGUGAAGCUACAACUUGUUGAUGGAAGAGCCGUCCUAAUAAGCGGGGAGAGGAAAGAGGAUGCCGAAGCCGUGGAGAAAGGCUGCAAAUGGCACUGCCGAGAGCGGGCGAGUGCCUCCCGUGUCUACCGCCAGUUCCGUCUACCGGACAAUGCUAGAGUUGAAGAGAUCAAGGCAUCGAUGCGGGACGGCGUGCUUACUCUGACCGUGCCCAAAGAUGUGCACAAGAAGAAGCAGCAGCAGCUGAAGCACAAGGCUGUGGAGAUAUCCGGAGACGGCAAUACCCAUCAUCCCCCUAAAGGAUUCGGCCGCUUUGUUUGCUGCAAAGCUUAAAAUCUUAAACUGAGCGCUUAGCAGAAAGCAUGUCUGUGUGUGAUGCCAAUUAUGAGGUUUUGAUCUAUCAUGCAUGCUUUUUUUUCGCGACGAAGGAGUUCUCUGGGGUCGAAUCAAGGAUUAAGAAGGGAAAGAAAAAACAGAGACAACAAUGAAGACGACGUGGAAUGACACACGGCGGGAGAGAGAUAGAGAUGCAUGUUGAAUGACACGUCUAUCUUUUACGGCACAGAAACUUGAGUGAAUACCUAUUGAAAGUUGAUGUUUUUUAUAAGACAAAAAAA